Messenger RNA from Hyalella azteca, 1935 nucleotides. RefSeq lists its product as uncharacterized. The record is from RefSeq and is a predicted model, not a curated record. The coding region runs from base 501 to 1004 and encodes 167 amino acids. Lineage: Eukaryota; Metazoa; Arthropoda; Malacostraca; Amphipoda; Hyalellidae. The transcript has 3 exons.
GCAUGUUUUUAGUCACGGCUCACGUUAACUCUUUAGCGUAGUUUUGAUAUCGUUGUCUUCGUUAUCGAAACGUUGACAGAGAAUAAUGAGAAUUGCUGCUCUGUGAUAAAUAAUUUUGUCGUAAUUUCGACGCCAAACUUUCAAGCCUCAAAAUGUGUCAGUCAAAACCUUGACGUGCCGUAAUUCGCGGUGCAUACGAAUUUCUACCUUUAUAACCAUAUGUCAUAUUCGUAAUGACACGUAUGACGGUUCGGUUUCGGUAUGAGUUAUGAUAUGACCGUAUUAAAUUUUUUUCUGACCGCGUGCAAUACCUAUUGUUAAUUUGAUAGCAACAUAUGUAAUUCUUGAACGAUGUGACAGAGAUGAAGCGACCCCGUCGCGCCGUCUGAAUAGGAAUUGAUGAUCAGCUAAUAGAGUAAAUGAGUACCUAAUAGUUUCGCAGAGAGGCACUGAGGCAGUGGCAGAGGCACACCUAUGAAUACCACUUAUACCAGCACAACAUGCGCAUCUGCAUUAUUAAACGACUUGCACUACUAGAUUUGCAAGCUUCUUCCAGUCACAGAUUUUCCUGCAGGUGGUGCAGCAACACAAGUAAACUUAGAGCAGAGUUUCUACUCCUGGAAGCUCACUUCAAUGCUCAGCUGGAGAGAAGCAAGCUGUCUGAAGCUGAGUGGGAGAUACACUGUGCUCAUGCUGAAGCCAUUAAGAAGAGGCACUUCACUUAUGAUGACCCAGUCACUCACCACAAAGUCAUGACCCGACUCUGCCACUUUCUCAGAGGCAAAUGCUGUGGCAAUGCCUGCAGACAUCAGUGUGUGUACCAGCACGAGAAUGUUGCCAAAACACACCCGCAAAGAAUGGCUUUCAACUCAUCGUUCUGGGUUGAAGUCGGAAGCCGCGCGCCGACCGAGCCGAGCGUCAGAGCCUCCGUGUGUGGGUGGACGUUGCUGAGCGACAUGCACGCGACCAGUGUGGUGGACGACCCGCUUCUCUUCAAGCAUUGAGCUCAUCUCUAUUGCAAUCUUCUCUUGAUUACCUCAAAAUAAUUUUGAAGAAUAUAUUAUAGUUCGACAUGGAUGGUUCCUAGAAUGACUGCUGCCUCAUAAGUUUCCACAUAAAAGACAGGAUUCUAAAGGACAAGAAGCAAGGCAUUGAAUCGAAAGUUUGACGCACUGAUAACUGAGCGCCAUUAAAACACAAUGAAUUCACGAGAUACUAGAUUCAGAUUGUCCGUAGCCAUAAUAUCGGAGAACUAGUAAAUACAUUGAUUACUUACCUGUAUGCUAGAGUUAUUCAAACACAUGUGCAUCAGUACUGUUGAUCAUUGAUCUUUUCAUCCUUUUAGUACUUGUGAGAUGAUCAUUGUUACUAAAUGGCGAUUGGUGACCUAACGCUAAAUUCGAUGCUACAAUUUACUGCAUUAUUAUGACGUUUUAUUUCCUAGUCUUUUUAUCUUAUUGUUAUUACCUAGAAUGAUUAUUGUUGCUAUUGAUUUAUUUAAAACAUUGGCAUCAGAUUUAGUAUGUCACUCAAUUUUCUCGUGUGAGUUCACAAUUAAAGAUUUCGGCGAAAUUAAGCCAAAUUUGCUGCGAAGUACUUCUGGAUCUAAUGAAAAUUCACAUUUCUAUACUCCUGCUCGCAAGGGCUUCAUCUUUUUACGUUAAAUUUCACAACGGCUUCAGGAUUCUCUUAACAUAAAACUUAACAGUUGUAUGAUCGAAAUAAAUACUGUUCGUGUUAAUUCAACAUUUUCUUGCAAAUUUCUAUUUUUCGGCAGCUUUAUUUGAUUUUUCGGUCUAGUUGAAUUUUUUUUUCGGCUUCCUGGGAUUAAUGUUCCAAGCCCCUUCAAUAUAUAUUUACCUGCUUCGGCGGUACAUAUACUAAAAUUGGAACGAUACAGAGAAGAUUAGCAUGGCCCCUGCGCAAGGAUGACGC